Danio rerio (zebrafish) is the source of this 1635-nucleotide messenger RNA. RefSeq names its product phosphatase and tensin homolog A (gene ptena). Gene Ontology annotation, cellular component: cytoplasm; PML body; dendritic spine. The record is from RefSeq and is marked provisional. Lineage: Eukaryota; Metazoa; Chordata; Actinopteri; Cypriniformes; Danionidae. Gene Ontology annotation, biological process: negative regulation of cellular component organization; negative regulation of multicellular organismal process; negative regulation of cell population proliferation. Gene Ontology annotation, molecular function: enzyme binding; protein serine/threonine phosphatase activity; inositol-1,3,4,5,6-pentakisphosphate 3-phosphatase activity.
GCGAUCGGGACCGGGAGAGUCGGGCCUGCUGCGCCGGAGCGGAUAGAGGCCCGUCUGCGAGAAACUCUAAUCCGGCCCGCUGCGCAAGACCCACCGGGCCACACAUACACAGUCAAGGGUGAGCGAGGCACGGAGCCAUCCCGAGCAAACAUUACCCCCAUUCUGACAAUAAACCGGAAUAAAACUGAAGUGUUUUGAACUGCUGUCAUGGCAAUGACUGCUAAACUAAAAGAAAUAGUCAGUCGGAAUAAGCGGAGGUACCAGGAGGAUGGAUUUGAUUUGGACCUCACUUACAUAUACCCUAACAUCAUUGCCAUGGGCUUUCCAGCCGAACGAUUGGAAGGUGUUUACCGAAACAACAUUGAUGACGUUGUCCGGUUUUUAGAUUCCAAGCAUAAGAAUCAUUAUAAAAUUUAUAAUCUAUGUGCUGAACGACACUACGAUGCAUCUAAAUUCAACUGUAGAGUGGCACAGUAUCCCUUCGAGGACCACAACCCUCCACAAUUGGAAUUAAUAAAGCCCUUCUGCGAGGAUCUCGACCAGUGGCUGUCCGAGGAUGAGAACCAUGUGGCUGCCAUCCACUGCAAGGCAGGCAAAGGUCGCACAGGUGUCAUGAUAUGUGCCUAUCUGCUGCAUCGCAAGAAGUUCGCAGAGGCUCAAGAGGCACUGGACUUUUAUGGGGAAGUCAGAACCAGGGAUAAAAAGGGGGUGACAAUUCCCAGCCAGCGCAGGUAUGUGUAUUACUACAGCUACCUGCUGAAGAACAAGCUGGACUAUAAACCCGUUGCCCUCCUCUUCCAUAAAAUGGUGUUCCAGACUUUGCCCAUGUUCAGUGGGGGCACCUGCAGGGACAGUACUGUUAAAAACAGGAGUGAGGUGAAUCCCCAGGGCUUCAAGAAAGGCAGCUGGCACUGGGACCCUCAGUUCGUAGUGUAUCAGUUGAAGGUAAAGAUCCACACGUCAAAUCCAGCCCACACGCGAAGGGAAGAGAAGCACAUGAUCUUCGAGUUUCCUCAGCCGCUUCCGGUUUGUGGCGACAUCAAGGUGGAGUUUUUCCACAAGCAGAGCAAGAUGAUGAAGAAGGAUAAAAUGUUUCAUUUUUGGAUAAACACGUUCUUCAUCCCGGGGCCUGAGGAAGCAGGGGACAAAGUGGAGAACGGGUCGGUGGUGAACGACGUGGACAGCCUGUCUUGUCAGAGCCAGAGUUCACCGGCGGAACGGGACAGGGAGAAGGAGAGAGCCGUCGCAGCGGCUGCACUCGACAGAGAAAGAGGAGAGCAGCGAGCGGAUGGGGAAAAAGACUACUUGAUUUUGACCUUAACGAAGAACGACUUGGAUAAAGCCAACAAAGAUAAGGCUAACCGAUAUUUUUCACCCAACUUUAAGGUCAAAUUGUAUUUCACCAAGACCGUGGAGGAGCCCUCAAACUCAGAAGCAAGCACUUCAACUUCUGUCACUCCGGACGUGAGUGAUAAUGAACCCGAUCACUACCGUUAUUCAGACACCACUGAUUCUGACCCGGAAAAUGAACCUUUUGACGAGGAACAGCACGCACAGAUUACAAAAGUCUGAACUUAUAUUGGCAUCAACACACACUUACAUACAAACAAAACAAAUACAUGCCGGACAAAAAAA